AUGGGAUCAGUUGAAAGUUCAAAUCAAAUGAAUGGAUCCAUUGAAAAUAAAACAAAUAAGAUUGAUAUUAGUGUAUUGAGACCAUUACCAACUAGAAGCAAUAGCUCAAUAUCAUUAAGUUCCUCUUCUCAUAGUUCAUUCAGUAGAAUGGGAUCACUAGGUUCAUUACCAACAAAUUCUGGUUCUUCUUCACCCUAUUACAAUAAUAGUUCAUUUGAUCUUGUUGAUGAAGAAAGAAUUAAAUCUUCAAUUUAUAAUUUAAAAAAUCAUAUUAAAUGUAUUCAUAAAAUUAAAGAAGAAUUUAGAUUAUUGGAAGAAUCUGUUGGACCAAGUGAAACCAGUGAAGGUGAUAAAAAACAUAACACAUCAAAGAAUAGAUAUACUAAUAUUUUACCAGUUAAUCAUACAAGAGUACAAUUAAAAAAGAUUCAAGAUAAAGAAGGUUCAGAUUAUAUUAAUGCUAAUUAUAUUGAUGGAGCAUACCCAAAACAAUUUAUUUGUACACAAGGACCAUUACCAAAUACAAUUGCUGAUUUUUGGAGAAUGGUAUGGGAAAAUCGAUGUCGUAUUAUUGUUAUGCUUUCAAGAGAGUCUGAAAACUGUAGAAUAAAAUGUGAUAGAUAUUGGCCAGAACAAAUUGGAGGUGAACAAUUUUCAAUAUAUGGUAAUGGUAAUGAAGUAUUUGGCACAUACAGUGUCGAAUUGGUUGAGGUUAUCCAAGAUCCAGAGAGAGAGAUAAUCACAAGAAACAUUAGACUUACAUUUGAGGGUGAGACAAGAGAUAUCACUCAAUAUCAAUAUGAAGGUUGGCCAGAUCAUAACAUCCCAGAUCACACUCAACCAUUCCGUCAGUUGUUACAUAGUAUCACAAAUCGUCAAAAUCAAAUCAUACCAUCAUCAGAUAGAAAUGUUCCAAUCAUCGUUCAUUGUAGUGCAGGAGUUGGUAGAACCGGCACCUUUUGUACAGCCGUCAUUAUGAUGAAAAAGUUGGACCAUUACUUUAAACAAUUGGAUGCUACUCCAAUUGAUCAAGUCGUUGAUCCUUUCACUCAUUUACCAAUCACUGAAUAUCAAAGUGAUAAUUUAGAUUUAAAAGGACUUGGUUAUCAUUUUAAAUCUUCAAUUUAUAAUAGUAAUGGUAUAAAUAAUAAUAAUAAUAAUAAUUUAAAUAAUAAUAAUAAUAUUAAUAAUAAUUCAAAUGGUUCAAAUAAUACGCCACAAACUGAACCAAAUAAUGAGGAAGAUGAUGAUGACGCAGCAGAAUCUGACUUAAAAUAUGCAAUAAUGGAUAAAUAUAAUAGUAGAAUCGAUUUUAAUUUAUUUUCAAUAGUUUUGAAACUUAGAGAGCAACGUCCUGGAAUGGUUCAACAAUUAGAACAAUAUCUAUUUUGUUAUAAAACAAUUUUAGACGAAAUUUAUCAUAGAUUAAAUUGUAAAUUAGGUUUUUCUUUACCACAUGUUAAUAAUAUCAAUAAUUAUAAUAAUUAUAGUAAUACUACUACCACCACUACUUCUUCUUUAGCCUCAACUACAAUAAUUCAUCCAUCUACAAAUAGUAAAUUAAAUUAA
Molecule: messenger RNA, 1569 nt
Organism: Dictyostelium discoideum AX4
Lineage: Eukaryota; Evosea; Eumycetozoa; Dictyosteliales; Dictyosteliaceae
Gene: ptpA1-1
Product: protein-tyrosine phosphatase 1
Exons: 3
Coding region: 1-1569 (522 amino acids)
Cellular component (GO): cytoplasm; plasma membrane
Molecular function (GO): protein tyrosine phosphatase activity
Source: RefSeq, a predicted model, not a curated record